Brassica rapa (field mustard) is the source of this 487-nucleotide messenger RNA. RefSeq names its product 40S ribosomal protein S29. Gene Ontology annotation, cellular component: cytosolic small ribosomal subunit; ribosome. Gene Ontology annotation, biological process: cytoplasmic translation. The record is from RefSeq and is a predicted model, not a curated record. Gene Ontology annotation, molecular function: structural constituent of ribosome; zinc ion binding. Lineage: Eukaryota; Viridiplantae; Streptophyta; Magnoliopsida; Brassicales; Brassicaceae.
AAAAUGCGUUUUCUGUGGCCCACUCACAAUUUGUCGCCGAAAAGUUCUAGGGUUUUCCAAUAUUUCGAGUGUUUAUAACGCCGUUCGUCUAGCUAUUCACGACUGAGCAUUCGAAAAAAAUCAUGGGGUUUGCUGCGAUUUGGAACUCUCAUCCCAAGAAGUACGGUCCUGGUUCCCGCACCUGCCGUGUGUGCGGAAACUCGCAUGGGCUAAUCAGGAAGUAUGGUCUUAACUGUUGUAGACAGUGCUUCCGCAGCAACGCCAAGGAAAUCGGAUUCAUCAAGUACCGUUAAAGAUCUGGGGUUGUUGAUGCAGUUGCAGUCAUUUUGUUUUUCUUUUAAGCUUUUGAGACUUUAAUAUUGUAAUGCAUCUUAUAAAUGUUCUAUGGUUUAUGCAAGACAUUUGAAUUGUUGAACAUUUUAGCUUCUUUCAUCCAAAUUUUUUUUUUUGGCAAUUUGAUCGUCGGGUGGAUUGGAGUUUCUCUUUA